Messenger RNA from Pneumocystis carinii B80, 370 nucleotides. RefSeq lists its product as hypothetical. The record is from RefSeq and is a predicted model, not a curated record. The transcript has a single exon. The coding region runs from base 47 to 325 and encodes 92 amino acids. Lineage: Eukaryota; Fungi; Ascomycota; Pneumocystomycetes; Pneumocystales; Pneumocystaceae.
UCUCAACGUCAAAAAAAUAAUUUAAGAUUAAAAAAGCUCAAAAAAUAUGAAAGAUAAGACUGUAAAUGGCAUUAUUGAAGAAGACAAGAAAGAACCACUUAUGUUAAUGUCAGGUCCGUCUUCAGGAAACCAUCAAUCGACCUUAAGAUUCGAUAAUUUGGGUCCAUUAGUUGUAAAUCGAGAUGGGACAUUAGCAAGAAUUGAGAAUUGGGAGACAUUAACAGAUAUAGAAAAAAGAAAUAUUGAAAGAGUAUUAGUUCGUAGAAAUCGUCAGCGGUUAGAGGCAUUACGUUCAAUGGAAACACAAGAAAUUAGUCAAGAAUAAGAGGAGGUUGUUGAUAGUAAUUACGAGUUUCCAUGGUAACGGUUG